Stylophora pistillata is the source of this 1015-nucleotide messenger RNA. Its product is annotated as isoaspartyl peptidase/L-asparaginase. Gene Ontology annotation, molecular function: asparaginase activity. Gene Ontology annotation, cellular component: cytoplasm. The record is from RefSeq and is a predicted model, not a curated record. NCBI's taxonomy places the organism in Eukaryota, Metazoa, Cnidaria, Anthozoa, Scleractinia, Pocilloporidae.
CUUCCAACCUGCAGGAGUAGUUUAGGCUGGACAAGUUAUUUCCCUUUAGAGGUGUUCUAAAACUGAACUGUAUUCUUAAUUCGCCAACUCUCAUGCUUAACACUGCAACCAAUUCCUUCUUGUGGAUCGAGGAAUGGAGGAACGAAAGGCGCCUCAGCCAACAACUAUGCAACCCUGUAUCAUAGUACACGGUGGGGCUUGGGCCAUACCAGACGACUGGAAGGAGUCAUCUGUGAGUGGGGUUAAGAAUGCAGCACAAAAAGGGUACGAGUCCUUAAUAAAGGGUGGAACUGCUGUAGACGCAGUUGAGGCAGCUGUCCGUGUUCUGGAAGAUGAUCCAACUUUUGAUGCUGGUCAUGGUUCAGUUCUAACAGAGGAGUUGACUGUUGAAGUUGAUGCUCUGAUCAUGGAUGGGCAGACGUUAGAAUCAGGUGCUGUUGCAGCAGUAACAGGUAUAGCAAAUCCUGUGUCUUUAGCUCGUCAUGUGAUGGAAAACACUCCUCAUUCUCUAUUGGUUGGCAAUGGUGCUUUGAAGUAUGCAAAGAAAAUAGAUUUUCCAAUUUUAUCUGACCCUCUUGCACUUAUCAGUGAAGAAUCAAGACUACAAUUGGAAGGAAACAAAAAUUUCAAUGAAGCUGUUUUGAGUGGUUAUAAUACAACGGCAUGUAAUACUGCUACUGUUGCUAAUCCUGGACAUGAUACUGUUGGUGCAGUUGCUUUGGACUCAUCUGGUCGGCUAGCGUGUGCAACUUCUACAGGUGGAAUUUCCCUCAAGAUGCCUGGACGUGUUGGUGACAGUCCACUGAUUGGCUGUGGAGGUUAUGCAAACAAGGAGGGUGCAGUAUCAACAACAGGACAUGGAGAAUCCAUUAUGAAAAUUUUGCUGGCAAGAGAAGUGGUGUGUAACAUGGAAGGAGGUUACCCCCCUGACUUUGCUUGCACUAAAGCACUUGGGAAGAUGUUUGAACGAGUAGGUGGUCAGGGGGGAGCAAUAGCAAUCAAUAAACAUGGCAAG